Saccostrea echinata is the source of this 1505-nucleotide messenger RNA. RefSeq names its product R3H domain-containing protein 4-like. Lineage: Eukaryota; Metazoa; Mollusca; Bivalvia; Ostreida; Ostreidae. The record is from RefSeq and is a predicted model, not a curated record. The transcript has 7 exons. Gene Ontology annotation, molecular function: nucleic acid binding. Bases 71 to 904 code for a protein of 277 amino acids.
UCAGUUUGGAACCAACUCAACUGUUGUUAUCAACAAGAAUUUCCUGCAGCUGCUUUUUUUUUAAAGGAUAAUGGGGGUUACGAAGAAUAAUAGGGAUCUUUUUCACUUUGGAUAUAUCGAAGAUGAGCUUGAACAAUUGGAGAAUACUCUGGAAAGUGAAGAGGAAGAGAAUGUUGCAAACAAACAGAGAAAGUUAAGGCGAGGUAGAAGAGCAGGUUACCAUGGAUCAUCCAGUAGCAUUAAUGCCAUGGGCAGGAAAAGAAUGGGGGCUGGCAAAGCUCGUCGUGUUGAUAAUUUGAAACAACUGUUGAACAUGGCAGAAAAAGAUGACUCAUUGGAGCUGGACUUUGAUAUUUUUGAGCCAACCAUUUCAGCAUUUGCAGAACUGUUUAAUGAAAAAGAAAAGAUGCAGGCUUGGAAUAAUUUUGUGAAUAGCUCAGAGGAGGAACAGGAAAGAAUCAUCAGUGGAAGAUCUAUCCCAGAAACCAUCACAGAGGAGGAAGAGGAAGUAGAGAGAGACUUCGAGAUGGUGGAGAGGAUGACGGAAAAUACAACUGACAAAAGGAAAUAUCAUCCAUCUUAUACUGCAGAGGAGUGCUUCCAGAGAAUUGACAAGAAAAUUAAAACCCAUUUGAGAAGAAAACAUGUGCCACUGGAAUUUCUGAUGAGUCUGGAGGGGAAUGUGAUUGAGUUCUUCAGAUCUUGGCCUGACUCUGUGUACGUCCAACAUCUAACAGGAGGGUUUGAGAGAAUGAUGCUGCACGGCGUGUGCCAGUACCUAGACCUCCAUUCCAAAAGUGUGGAAAACAAUGGAGAACGUCACACUCACGUAGAGAACCCUUAUCCUGUCUUUGAUCCUCCCACCGUUUUACUGUCAUCCUACCUUCAAAGCUCAUCAUCAUGACAACACAAUAUCAAAAUACAACUCUUUUUAUGAUGCAAAUUGAAAAGUUAUUGGAUAUUUAUUUUUUGGUAUUUCUGAUAUUAUGGGUUUAUAUAUGUUAACAGUUAGCAAUGAUGUUAAUGCAUGUAUUUUGUGCCUCAGGUUGAUUCUGAUCUUUAUGUACAGCAUAGUUAUAUGUAUUUAGUUGUAAGACAUGGAUAAUUUUUACAGCUGUUACUCAUUUUAUACAUCACACUGUUCACACAUCGUUUAGAUUCAGUUGCAAACUUUUGAUUUUAUGAAACCACCAGUAACAAAUUGAUGUGAAAUUGAAUAUUUUUUUCAUGCGUGAUCUUUAUAUUUUAAUGAAAAGAUCAGGUGUAAAUAUAUAUUUAUUAAAAAUGAUGGAAACCAGUGAAAACACAAUAUGUCAAGAAUAUUUUUCUAAUGAUAUUUUUAUGAAUUUGACAGAGUAACAAGGGACAUAACCCAGCCAUACAGAUUCACAUAAAAGCUACAGUAUAUUUUAAUUGUUUUAAAGAAGUGUAUCUUUCUUUGAAUUCAUUAUGUAAAUUACGCUUUUACAGUAUUGUACAGAAAAUAAAAUACUGGCAAUUCUAAA